This is a messenger RNA of Helobdella robusta, 1071 nucleotides long. RefSeq lists its product as hypothetical. Lineage: Eukaryota; Metazoa; Annelida; Clitellata; Rhynchobdellida; Glossiphoniidae. The transcript has 5 exons. Gene Ontology annotation, molecular function: S-methyl-5-thioribose-1-phosphate isomerase activity. The record is from RefSeq and is a predicted model, not a curated record. The annotation marks the transcript as partial.
AUUUCAAUGGAGGCGAUAAAAUAUUCAGCAGGAAAUUUACAAAUCAUUGAUCAGCUUAAAUUGCCAUCGCAACUUGAUUACAUACAAAUAAAAAAUUGUGAAGAUGGAUGGAAUGCAAUAAAGUUUAUGCAGGUUCGAGGAGCACCUGCAAUAGCAAUUGUUGGCGGAUUGAGUUUGGCUGUUGAAAUGUAUUCUAAGGACUUUAAUUCUUUGUCUGAAUUGAAGAGUUUUGUCUCAAAUAGAAUGAAAUAUCUUAUAACAUCAAGACCCACUGCUGUCAAUCUUUUCAAUUUGGAUGCUACCCUGCAAAGCUUCAUCGAUGAGCACUCUUCAUUCACUGUUUUGGACCUAAAGCAAAACGAUUGCUUCUUACCAUUAAUUCUCCACAGGCUCCUUGAUAAACUGGAAGGUUUGUUGGCGGAUGAUAUCAAUUGUAAUAAACUUAUUGGUAAGAAUGGUUCUGAGAAUUUAAAGAGAUUGUCAACAACAAGUGUUAAUUUGCUUACUCACUGUAAUACCGGAAGUUUGGCAACUGCUAAUUAUGGAACUGCUUUAGGCAUGUUUCUAAGUCUUCAUGCCCUAGGAAAAUUGAGCCGCUGUUUUUUCACUGAAACUAGGCCUUAUAAUCAGGGAUCAAGAUUGACUGCAUAUGAAUUAACUUAUGACAAAAUACCUUGCACAAUGAUUUGUGAUUCAAUGGUUGCUGCUUUGAUGUCCCGUGAACGCAUUGAUGCGGUUGUUGUUGGAGCCGAUUGUAUUGCUGCCAAUGGAGAUACUGCCAACAAAAUUGGAACCUUUCAAAUUGCCAUCUUGGCUAAACAUUUCAAUAUACCAUUUUAUGUUGCAGCUCCUUUUACUUCAAUCAAUUUUGGACUUCCGAAUGGAAAGAAUAUUGUUAUAGAAGAAAGAUCUCAAGAAGAAAUGACCACUCUAAAUGGAGUACAGUUAUCAGUCAAAGGUUGCAUAACGUGCUGGAACCCGGCAUUCGAUGUCACACCUGGAGAGUUAAUUACUGGUGGGAUAAUAACCGAGCAUGGAGUCUUUAAAGCUUCUGAAUUAAAAAACGUGUAA